Pochonia chlamydosporia 170 is the source of this 1557-nucleotide messenger RNA. RefSeq names its product MFS transporter. Gene Ontology annotation, biological process: transmembrane transport. The record is from RefSeq and is a predicted model, not a curated record. The transcript has 3 exons. Gene Ontology annotation, molecular function: transmembrane transporter activity. Lineage: Eukaryota; Fungi; Ascomycota; Sordariomycetes; Hypocreales; Clavicipitaceae. The coding region runs from base 1 to 1557 and encodes 518 amino acids.
AUGUCAACCGAGGGGAGAAGUAAUGGCGCGACCGACAAAGCUAUAGCAGCAACUCAACAUCCAGUUCACGAUGAAGAAUCCGGCUAUCCACCUUCCAGACUGCCUGAUCACGAAGUAACAUGGGAUAGCCCUGACGAUCCCGCAAACCCCUACAACUGGUCGAAUAGACGCAAAGUAAUUGUCGGCAUGGUAUGUUCUGGCAGCCAGCUCAUCACCACCAUGUCCGCAAGCAUGGUCGCUCCCGCUCUCGACCAGAUCUUACUCGACUUAAAGAUGGCGCCGUCAGUGGGACAAAUAGCCUUUUCAGUCUUCUUUCUCGGACUGGGAUUCGCUCCGUUUCUAGUCGCGCCAUUGGCCGAGACAUAUGGUCGAAAGCCGGUCUGGCUAGCCGGUAACGUCGUGUACAUCAUCUGGAACUCGCUCUGUCCAGUCGGCAACUCUCCCGCCAUGAUGAUCGUUGGCAGGCUCCUAGCAGCCUCUGGGUGUAGUGUGGGUGUCACGCUCACUGGCCCUGUUCUUGCGGACAUGUACUACGCUCAAGAUCGUGGCAAGUCGUUGGCUAUUUCUAGUCUGCUCCCAUAUCUUGGCCCAGCUCUGGGUCCGAUUGUUGGUGGACUGGCCGCGCAACAUCUUCGCUGGCCAUGGCUAUUCUGGAUUCUGUCCAUGGUUGACGCACUUUUCCUGGUUCUCGGAAUGUUUAUUAUCAAGGAGACAUAUGCGCCAGUCUUGUUGCGACGAAAAGCGCUGCUCAGGGAGAAAGCAAACUCGUCGUCUGUAUCACCAGCAGCGGCCGCAAGAAGAAUCAAGAAAACCGAAAAGAUUAGAACGAUUAGCCAGGAGCUUUUCAGCCGUCUUGGACCAGCCAUAAUUUGGCCACUUCAUCUAAUGGUGCGCCGUCCCGUCAUCCCGCUCUUGGCAAUUGGGGCGGCUGUAGAAUUUGGUAUAUUCACAAUUGUACUGUCAACAUUUGCCAACCUAUUCAUCACACAAUACGGUCAGUCAGAGACAUCCGCCAGUUUGCACUACAUAGCCAUCGCAUCGGGCGCCUUCAUCACCGCCCAGGCUGGCGGCCGUGUCAUGGACCUGCUCUGGCAUCGCAUGAAGGCAGCGAGACCAGAUCAGGAACCCACUCCAGAGUACCGAGUACCGUACAUCACGUUUGGCCUGUUCCCGGGAAUAAUUGGUCUAUUUUGGUAUGCUUGGGCGGCGGAGAAACGAGCUCAUUGGGCGGUUGUAGAUGUCGGCAUCUUGCUAUUUACGUGUGGAACGUUCAUGUUCGCCCACGGUCUCACGGCAUAUCAAAUUGACGAGUUUACGAGCACGAGGGCAGCUAGCGCCAACGCAGCGACCCGUGUUUGGAUCUACAUUCUCGGAUUUGCGUUUCCAAUAUUUGCGCCAAAUUUGUAUGCUCGGCUGGGGUAUGGUUGGGGUAACAGUCUUCUUGCGCUUGUCUUCACCGCAUUAUGUGUGCCCAUUACACUGGCUUUAUGGUUUUGGGGCGACAAGAUCCGAGCUAUUGGGCGCACUGCUCAGGAUGAAAAGGAGAGGCUCACUUGA